AUGGGUUAAUUAAAUUCUACACCUUAGGAAAAUAUAUUCAAAUAAUAUUCAGCUAACAUUAAACCCACCAAUUAUAAUGAGUUUUUGAAAAAAAACAGAUAUUAUUCACAGAGAUAAUACCUGUAUAAUGAUUAUUUGAAAGAGGAAGCAGACGAAAUAUUUAUUGUUUAAAAAAGAAGUUCCUUAUUUGAUUAGCCUUAUGCUUAUAAAUAAUAAUUAUUAGACAUUAUUUCGCAAUUGAAGGAUUUCUAAGAUAACAAGUUUCAAACUGUUUUCAAGAAUGACUUAGAACGGUAUUUCAAGGAAGUAAAAAUCCAAGAUAAAAUAAGAAAAAUAUUUGACUCUUCAAGAGAAUCCUACCUCUCUGAGAGAUACAACGAAAAAAAUAAACCAAUUCACACAUUUGUUGAGAAGAAAUUUAAAAAGUAUAAUGGCAAUACAAACAAAACAGAUGAGUGGGGAUAUAAGUAUAGUAUUUCAGACUCUUUUUGCUUAACUCUACCUGCUCAAUUUGUCUAUUCAGAAGAUAGCAAAUCAUAUAAACUUAAAGGAAAGCUGACAAACUAAUAUAGCGAGUUUCCUAAAAUGGAAGAAUUUGAAAACUAAAUAAGUCAGCUUGUAAAUUUUUUGUCUGAUAAGAUUAAAAUUACGCAUGAAUGCUUUAAAAAUGCUUAAUAUUCAGAAUAGCUUUUUAGUGAUACCAAAAAAGAUUUAAUAUUUGAUAAAGAAAUAAGAGCUUAAAUCUCAAUUUUCGAAAUGGAGAUUUCUCCACAAUAAAACUACAUUGGAAGCACUCAUAAAGAAGGACUUUCUGUUGAGGGAAUUAUGUAUUCUUGCUUAUACAUACCAUAUUAAGAUAAAGAUUUAGAAGCCACAAUCGAAUUCAAAAGAUUUUUUGAAGAAAAAGAGAUGAAUACUUAAUUCCUAAAAUGUUAGCUUUACCAUCUUCAUAACAUAGACUCUGAUAAAAAAUAUCUCAAUAAACUUACUCUUCCUUUAGGAAGUGUAAAGUUAGAAGAAGAUUUGAUGAUUAUUUUCCCAAACAGAAAUAUGCAUAGGGUUUUAAUCAAAAAUAAUUCUGAUAUAGUUUAAAAAAGAAUAGUUGUGUAAUUAUCAAUCGUAAACCACAUUGACUAGCCAUUUACAAUAAACGACUUAGAUAUAUGGUAUAAUCAUCAUGAUGAACUAAAUGAUAUAUCGUAUGAUAUUAAAAAAAUGAAUUUAAAAAAUACAAAUACACAAAACAAUAUUAACAAGCUAUCAUAACUCACUGAUACAGUGACAUUUGUAAAUUGA
Messenger RNA from Tetrahymena thermophila SB210, 1296 nucleotides. RefSeq lists its product as hypothetical. The record is from RefSeq and is a predicted model, not a curated record. Lineage: Eukaryota; Ciliophora; Oligohymenophorea; Hymenostomatida; Tetrahymenidae. The transcript has a single exon.